AUGUCCACGGCCGAUGAUUCCACCACCGGCUCCGCCCCCCACGACGCCAAUCCAGCCGCGUCCAAGAAGCGGACCCACCCCGAGGACUUCAAGCGCGCCUACAAGGCCUGCAUCAACUGCCGUCAGCGCAAGGCCAAAUGCAUCCUGGGAACCGGCCCCGAUGGCGGAGAGCUGAAGCCGCCGUGCCAGCGGUGCAAGCGAGAGAUGCGCGAGUGUGUCUUCCGCUCCGAGCGCUCGUGGGUCAAGAGACGCAAGCCGGGCGAGGCGAGGGAGACUGAAGAAGACGAGCCUGUCCGGCCCCAGUCCAGCAAUGCCGCGCCCGCCCUUCACCCAUCGCCUGGUGGCCACCGAUCGUCAGUGUCGACGCAUGGCUUCACGCCGGGAGGCAGCCCGCACGUCAACGGCCAUCACCGCGCUGACUUCCAGUCUCCACACGCGCCCCUCCGCCGCAUCUCAUCGUCGCAGCCAGACCUGGCGCAUUCGGUGAUGCGCACCGUCGUGUCCAGCGGCAGCGAUGCCCUCAAUCUGCUGUUCGAGGCUGCAAACCAUCGCGACGCAAUUGACAACCAGGAGCAGGCCGCCUCGCAGGCAUAUGAGACGCCCCGGUCAGGGCCGUCUGGCUACAACAAUGACAUGCCAUCCUCGCCCUUCCAUACCUUUAGAGCGCAGCCGGUGCAGAUGUCGACACCGUCGCCCGAGACGCUCAAGGUAUGGACGUCGUGCCGCUUCGUGCAGAUGGGCUGGUUCUCUGCGCACGAGGCCGUCACGUACGUUGAUCUGUUUUUCAAAAAUUGCUCGCCCUUGUCGCCCAUACUCGGAGAGUUUUACUCCCUGCAUGAGAACCACUACACUUUGAUUGCCCUGGACCCGUUUCUCUGCACUACCAUCCUGAUGAUCUCGUCGCGAUACAACAUCCUGCCCGGCGUAGGCGGCGCGUCGCGCGGCUACUUUGUGCAUGACAGGCUCUGGGAGCAGUGCCAGCGCUUCAUCAUGAAAAUCAUGCUUGGCCAGGUGAAGCCCUCCAAAGCACAGAGCCGAACCAUUGGAUCCAUUGAAGCCCUUUUGCUGCUGUCUGAGUGGCAUCCGCGUGCCCUUCACUUUCCAACGGCCGCAGACGGCUGGGACUGCGAGCUGAUGAUUGGCGCAAACAACACCACCGAGGAGGGUGCAAAGCUGUUGGAGGGAGACGUGACCUCGAACCGGUGGCUGGAGGACGUUAUCGAGCCUGCAAAACGAUCCGACCGUAUGUCUUGGAUGCUGAUGGGCUGUGCCUUGUCGUUGGCCCAGGAGCUGGGUCUCUUUGAAGACAAUGCCAGAAUCGACAAGGACCAGAUAUCUUACCCAAAGUUCACGACCGAGUAUUUGAUCUUGCGGAGAAUUCGCGCCCGGAAGCUGCUUUAUGUCUUGCUUGAACAGCUGUCGUGGCGCCUGGGAUGCACCUCGAUGAUCCCCCAAAGCCUGAACCACGCUUUGAUGGAAAAGAUUCCCGUCGACUCAGCGACGGGUGCUGUGGAGCAGUGGCAGUCUUUCAUGAGUGCUUGGGUAGAGCUCACAAAGCUCGCACGCUCCAUCUCCGACACAAUCUAUCCUAACACGACUACCACAAGAAGCUUACUGCGCACGGGUCGCUACAUUGGGCUCCUCGAGCACUUUCAACCUCUACUGACAUCGUGGAGAAAGAAGUAUCUCGAUCCUUGCAAACUCAAAGUCGGGUUGCAUGACAUGCUGCACAUUGAGUAUCAGUACGUUCGCAUCUACACCAACUCUCUCGGCAUGCAGGCAGUCGUUGAGCGCACCCUCGCCGAAACCGACCCAGACGUUCCUCAAGAAGACAACCUGCCCUUCAAUCUGGAGCCAAGAGACUACGACUUUAUCCAAGAGGUGGUCGAUGGAAGCUGCCAGAUCCUGCAAAAGGUCUGUCAGCUGUCGGAAACAGGUGCACUGCGCUAUUCGCCAGUGAGGAUAUUCCUACGCAUCUCGACUUCAUCCAUUUACCUCAUCAAGGGACUGAGCUUGGGUUCGCGUAAUCAGAAACUGCAGUCAUCUCUGGACAUUCUUGAUGCCGCUAUCCGAGCACUGCGCGCAAAUACUCUUGAUGACAUGCAUCUGGCCUCCCGCUACGCCACAUUGCUCGACAUGCACGUCGCCCGUCUGCGCGAAAGCUUCGUCGUUUCUUCCCGACCACCUCGGCUCCCCUCACGCGCCACAUCCGCUGAACUCAAGGGCUCCACAACAGGCAUGGACUUUUUGAACAACCACAACGCCGGCCAGUCUAGUCUCUCAUCGCUUGCAGAAAACGUGACAAACCUCAUGCCAGACGACGACUGGCUUGCGCUACCUUUUGAUCCCGCCAUGGCGCCGUUUGGACUAGACAGCGGACAGCAGAGUUUCCAGGGCUUUGACGACGGGACCCUGGAUUUUAUUUGGAACCUACCCAUGUAA
Molecule: messenger RNA, 2442 nt
Organism: Exserohilum turcica Et28A
Lineage: Eukaryota; Fungi; Ascomycota; Dothideomycetes; Pleosporales; Pleosporaceae
Exons: 3
Coding region: 1-2442 (813 amino acids)
Biological process (GO): aromatic amino acid catabolic process; positive regulation of transcription by RNA polymerase II
Cellular component (GO): nucleus
Molecular function (GO): DNA-binding transcription factor activity, RNA polymerase II-specific; zinc ion binding
Source: RefSeq, a predicted model, not a curated record